Messenger RNA from Biomphalaria glabrata, 2145 nucleotides. RefSeq lists its product as uncharacterized. The record is from RefSeq and is a predicted model, not a curated record. Bases 330 to 1622 code for a protein of 430 amino acids. Lineage: Eukaryota; Metazoa; Mollusca; Gastropoda; Planorbidae. The transcript has 6 exons.
GCCAUUUUACAAAUAUAAAAUAUGAAGUAUUGUUUGUUUUGUAACUACUGAGCUACUAUUUGAAUUUUUUUCUGUUGCUUUUCUUCAGUUAGAGCAAAACUAAUAUAAAAUAAAACCGGUUAAUAGUUUAAUUCUGUGGAAGGGGCGGCAACUGUAUCGGUAAAAAGACCCAUUAUAUAACCCUCCGUCUAGUAAGCCGGGUAUCAAAAAGACUUGCUAAGGCUAUUGAUUUCAUUCAUACAUUUUAAAUUUUUGUAUGCCAGGGACUAACUUACGUUGCGUUUUGAGAGUAUAGCCAGGCAAUUUUUAACCAAAAAUUGAAUACAAAAAUGCAAAAAAACAAAUUUCGAAGACCGCAUAUCAUCAUACUUGUAAUCGUAAUGUGUUUAGUGUGUAUAUUUAAAUAUUUGGACAUACAAUGGCUAUGGCGCAUAGAUCUAUCUUCAGAAUCAGUACAAAGCCAGAACUCUAUCAGUGCACAGAGCACGUAUCAAAACAGUACAGAGCCACAAAGUCAGGAUACAGCCAGUACAUACUUGUCAGCGAUAGUUUCUACCACUAGCCCGGUGAUACCAUGUUCAGAUGUUUUGAAAAAAAUGGUUCAGGGGCGUUGGUCCUAUAGAAACUACACUAUUCAGGAACUGGAGGAAGUUGAGACUAUUGUAAGACGUCUGAGAAGUUUUCAUAAAAUACCUGACGAUUUGCAAAGACGAGAUGGACGCUGUGGCAAUGUGAAUUAUGAAGGCCUGGAGUGGUUCAGAGCUCUCUGUAAUCCGAAAGGGUCAACACCGUGCUGCUAUAACAAUACUUGUGUGAAUAGAACUGUAAAUGAAUGUCAAUGCGAAGGUUGUUUUGAUUUUAGAGCCAAGAUAUACGCUGAGUUGGCAGAUUGGAUACCAGACGAUCAUAGUUGUAAGAUACGUAAAUUCCAAAGUAAAGAUGAAGUGUGUCGUGUCUUGGGAAACACAACCAUCUAUUUCAUAGGUGAUUCCUUCAUGAGACAGUUGUACAUCUCGGUACUAGGAUUCUUUGAAGCUGAGGACUCUAAAAAUAUUUUUGUGGAUAACACAUCACCAGCUAUCAUCCAGAAGUGUGAUAAACAUUAUCGCUACAUAGCUGAGUGUCGCCACUCCAUAAAACAUGAUUUUUCAGAAUGCAACGCGAGAAUCCACUGUGAGGAGAUGUAUCUUGUAACGAACGUGGGACAAGUCUUGAAUGCCAUGAAAACUUUAACUGGAAAAAACAAUUCCUGGUUUCUCGUCGGUUUUGGUGCGCAUGAUAGUUUUAAUCAUGACCUGGUUCAGAAAACGCUUAUUGAGCCAUUGCUCCUGGAAGCUGGGAAGUCAACUUGGCCUAAGCUUGUGUGGUACGAGCCCCAGGCUGCCGGUUAUUUAAAAACCCAAAAGGCUCCAGAUCAGCUAAACCCUAGGCGUAUCAUUUUCAACGCAAAGAUCAACGCCCUGAUGGAGAAACACAACGUGCCCAUAAUUAAGUUUUACAAUAUGACUAGCCAGGUUUUAAGCUACGACGGAUCUCAUUAUGGGAAGGGUGUGAACGACGUCAAGGCGCAUAUCUUACUCAACUACAUUCUAGAAGAACGUGGCAGAUUGAGAUCUAGAUAACUAGGGUUAUAUUUGUAGUACAGUUGAUAGAAUAUGAUAAUGAGGUUAUGUUAUUGAACAACUAAGAUGCUGUCAAUACUUGUCCUAAUACCAAUAUGCUUACAUACAACCUCCAAUAAGUAUGCGAAGUUUCUCCUUGUUCCACUGUGUGUUUAUUAAAGAGGUGCCCAGAAUGAGGCAUUUCCGUUCGUUGAUUUUCUAUCUAUUUAUUUAUUUAUCUAUCUAUCUAUCUAUCUAUCUAUCUAUCUAUCUAUCUAUCUAUCUAUCUAUCUAUCUAUCUAUCUAUCUAUCUAUCUAUCUAUCUAUCUAUCUAUCUAUCUAUCUAUCUAUCUAUCUAUCUAUCUUUUAAACCCUCACAAAUGUUGAUUUCUUUUAGACUUAAUCUGCAAGGAGGUCUGAUAAACAACGAAUUAAUUGUAUGAUGCUGGCAGCCUGACAUACAAAACUAUCAUGAUCAUUUCUCAUUUAUGAUAUUCACUUUUUAUGUAAUGUUUACGAAAAAAAAAGAAAGUUAUUUAACAUU